UCAACACUUUGUUUAUUUUAUGACAUAGAGGUUAUGUGUAAAAAAGUGUAUAUUUGAAUUGAAGUACAUGUAUGAAUAAUGUCCCUGCUAGAGGAUGUGUUCUUGGAGGACGAGGCAGGUGAAGCUCAAGAGCUUGAGCGAGUGAUCGAAGGUGACGAGCUGGAGGACAGACCACGGUCCCCUGACAGUAAUGAAAAUAGCGAAAAAGAAGAUGAGGCUGAGGAAGACAAGAGAGUAGUAGAUCACACAGCCAAAGCUAAAAAGGCUGUGAAGAAUCCCCGUUUUGUUCUGAAUCCGGCAAGGCUUACUGGCCCAAGGGGAAUACAGAUAUUACCUGAACAUUUCAAAGAUUUCAAAUUUAAAGGAAAAGGCCAUGAGAAAGAAGAUUUAGAUCUCAUUCUAAAGAAACUAGAACACUGGGCCUACAGACUGUACCCUAAGUUCAAGUUUGAUGACUGCCUCAAGAAGAUUGAGACUCUUGGGAAGAAGAGACCAGUCAUGGUCCACCUCCACAAAAUCCGUACAGACCAGUUUCUCUCCGAGGAAACAGUACAGCAGCAGGAUUCAAGCGGAGAUGAGGCAGCUCCACCGCAAGAAGAGGAUGAGUUUGACCGCUUGCUGCAGCAACAGAUAGAGCUGGCACGGUCCACACCUGCACCAGGGUCGGCUAGGAAGGAGAUGCAUACUCCAAUGUCUGACCAUAGGUCACCCCUUAUGUUACCUAAAGUAACAUCGUCACCAUCCAUUAGCGACGAACAAAAGGAACGAAUGAUGAGGAACAGGAGACUAGCUGAGGAAAGGCGACUAGCAAGACUCAAUCAAUCUAAUAAUUCUAACCAGAAUGCUAACCUUUCUACUGAAACCAUUCCAGAAAGAACUGAGGAAACAAAUACAGAUAAUAUUGCUGUCAAUAACGGAGAAAAAAUAAAAGUUAAUACAGAAAAUGAUGUCACAGAAAACAAUGAUGAAAUGGACAUUGAACAUGGGGUAAAGAAACACAAUAGGACUAAUGUUAUUGACAGUGACAGUUCUGAUGAUGAAAACGUUUUAGCAGUAAAUGAAUCCAUCGCUGUUGAUGUCCAUACACCAGUUGUAAAAGAUGUUGCAAAUACUGAUGAAAAUAAUUCUGAUAAGCAGAAUUUAGUUGAAGAAGCUUUAGAAUCUGAUCAAAUUGGAAUUUCUGCAGAUGUUACAACUGAUAAUUGUGACUCUAAUGAAAACAGUAAGGAGAUAGAAACUGAUGUAACUGAAAUAAAUUCAUCCAAUACUAUGAACACAAUAGAAGAUAAAUCUAAUUCUGAAAUAACAGAAGUUGUAUCUGAUAAUAUUAUUGUAAAAGAAAAUGAUAUACCUCCAAGCAUAAUUAAUGAACCAGAAAACGGAGAAAAAGAUGGUGAUCCAUUGACAGAGGAGUUAAUGGAUGUCGAUUUCACUGAUGAUUUCUAAAUAAAAAUCAAAGGAU
Cydia splendana is the source of this 1462-nucleotide messenger RNA. RefSeq names its product protein TIPIN homolog. Lineage: Eukaryota; Metazoa; Arthropoda; Insecta; Lepidoptera; Tortricidae. The transcript is spliced from 5 exons. Gene Ontology annotation, molecular function: DNA binding. Gene Ontology annotation, cellular component: replication fork protection complex; nucleus. Bases 79 to 1446 code for a protein of 455 amino acids. Gene Ontology annotation, biological process: DNA replication checkpoint signaling; DNA damage response; replication fork processing. The record is from RefSeq and is a predicted model, not a curated record.